Prorocentrum cordatum is the source of this 669-nucleotide messenger RNA. NCBI's taxonomy places the organism in Eukaryota, Dinophyceae, Prorocentrales, Prorocentraceae. The record is from the annotation of a GenBank genome assembly.
CGGCUCGAUGACAUCAAUGCCUUUUUCAAGUCGAGUCUGUUGGGCGACACCGAGAUGGACCGACAAGUCCGCGCCCAAUAUGUCAAGGAGCGGGACGAGCUGCAGGCCCGUCUCGAAGCCGCUAAGCAUCUCGAGAAGAAUGCCAAUGCCCUUUCCAACAAGCUCCAGGAUGCCCGCAGGAACCAGGCCGCUUGCCAGGCCAAGCGCGAGUCAGCGGAGCUUGCAGUCCAGAAGGCGCAGCAGGCCCUCGAGCAGGCCCGCGAGGACGAGACGGAGCCCGCAACUGCCAUCCUGGAGCUGGAGACCAGGCUGCGAGGUGCUCUCGGCGGCGGCGAGAAGUUUGCUGCCGACCUGGCUACUAUGGCAGCUUGCGUUGGCAGGUUCAAGGGCGAGGCGGCCGCGGCGCAGGCCCAGGCGGCGCCUCGGGAGCAGGGCCCCGAGGCGGCGCCUGGCGGCAUGCCUGGCGCGCCUGGGCCAGACAUGGAGGUGGGCGAAUCGGCAGCAGGCGACGUGGAUGACCUCGACGCUGAGACGCGUCGCCAGCACCUCAAGAGUUGCGGCGUUGAAGUCCCUGUGCCCGCGGAGGGGGGCGAUGACCCAGCGCCACUGCGGGGGCAACUCAAGAGGCAGCUCAAUUCGUUCUACACAGUACACAAGAAGCUCAAGAAG